This is a messenger RNA of Cydia pomonella (codling moth), 4976 nucleotides long. RefSeq names its product integrator complex subunit 6 (gene IntS6). Bases 750 to 3830 code for a protein of 1026 amino acids. The transcript has 16 exons. The record is from RefSeq and is a predicted model, not a curated record. Gene Ontology annotation, biological process: snRNA 3'-end processing. Gene Ontology annotation, cellular component: integrator complex. NCBI's taxonomy places the organism in Eukaryota, Metazoa, Arthropoda, Insecta, Lepidoptera, Tortricidae.
UCAUCAGAAUCUUCAAUGACAUUUCGAGUUCGGUCACGUGACGUGUGCCAAAAGAUAUUUUAAAUUCAAUAUUUACAAAAAUAUGGUCAUUACAGGUCCCCUAAAAGUAGUUUAACAUGUUCUUAUAAUCCAAAAGAAUUUAUUGGGAUACAAUUCUGCCCUAAGAUUUGUAGAUGGAAACAACCCUAUUACAGUUCAAAUAUUGAUGACGAUGUGCUGAUAUUCUGUGAAACGGAAAACAAUUAUCAGGCCCGAAAUCGAGACUGAUUUUGGGCCCGAUAUCGGGAAGUGUGGAUGUAAUAGGUGCUUAAGCCCUAAACCGCUUAAUAUGGUUAAAACAAAUUAUAAGAGUAUUUGCUUAAUAGUAUUAUAGUAGAGUAUUAUUGAAUGAAAAUACACACGUAACGUAUAUUUCACUCACAACAGCUAUGGGAGUUAUGGGGAUAAUUAAAUAUAAUUAAAAAGGAAAAUGUGUUACUUAUUAUGGCAACAUAAAAGCUAAGCUGCCGAGUUUCCGAGCAAACCCGAACGUUUUUCUAUUGGAAGCCGAAAAUAACCGAACGUAUGAUUAGGUCACGUGGUACUUUUGGAGUCUUCGUGGCGUAGCUUGUUCAGCUGCUCGUCGAAGCGGCUGUCGGACGGUCGCCUCUCAACGAGUCUGCGUACGAUGUAGCGGCCAUUUUUGUUCUUAGUUCAUUACAGUGCGCAUAUUUUAAUGUAUUUAGAGGAAUAUUUAGGCAAUUUUCACGAUGACUAUAAUAGUUUUUCUAAUAGAUACAUCAGCCUCUAUGAAUCAAAGAGCUUAUUUGGGCGGACGCCCAACAUUGCUCGAUGUAGCCAAGGGCGCUGUGGAAACGUUCGUAAAGGUACGUCAACGUUCCCCUGAAAGCAGAGGUGACAGGUAUAUGCUUCUAACUUUCGAAGAGCCACCCGCGAACAUCAAGGCUGGAUGGAAGGAAAAUUUAGCAACAUUUAUAAAUGAGCUGAAAAACUUGCAAUGUCUAGGACUGACAACAAUGGGUGCCGCAUUAAAACAUGCAUUUGAUGUGUUGAACAUAAACCGCAUGCAGACAGGCAUAGACACAUAUGGCCAGGGCAGGUGCCCCUUCUACUUGGAGCCCUCAGUCAUUGUUGUUAUAACUGAUGGAGGGAAACUAUCAAGCAAUGCUGGCAUUCAAGAAGAAUUUAACCUACCAAUGAACUGCCCCAUACCUGGGUCGGAGCUGACUCGGGAGCCAUUUCGUUGGGAUCAGCGAUUGUUUUCGUUGGUACUUAGAUUGGCUGGUACUCCUGCAGUCGAGAGGGACUCUGGCCUCGUGCCCUCAGAUACGUCGCCUAUCGAUGCCAUGUGUGAAGUUACCGGUGGUCGGUCCUACUGCAUCACGUCACACCGAAUGUUGAUGCAAUGCAUCGACAGCUUAGUCCAAAAGGUCCAAAGCGGCGUGGUGAUCAAUUUUGAGAAGAUCGGGCCCGAUCCUCCACCGAUCGACGGGGGGACAGUGAAAGAUGGGACUGAACCAGUAGAACCUGAGGUUCCUCAUGGGGAGCAGGAAAAGGAAAUUGAAGGGGAUAAUGAAAGGAAUGGGCGAUGGAACGGCGGGCCGUACCAAAGCAGCAUGACCACCAACCAAGGUCCGAGCGCGCCGCAGGCGUGGCACUCCUGCCGCCGGCUCAUCUACGUGCCACGGACCGUCUCGCAGAAGGGCUUCGCUGUCGGCUUCUGGCCGAUCCCAGAGUCUUUCCGGCCCGACCCGAACGCGCCUACUUUGCCGCCGCGGUCAGCGCACCCCGCGGUGAAGUUCACGUGCUCGAGCCAGGAGCCGAUGGUGAUCGACAACCUGCCGUUCGAUAAAUACGAGCUUGAGCCCAGCCCGCUCACGCAGUUCAUUCUCGCCAGGAAACAACCCACCAUUUGCUGGCAGGUGUUCGUAGCAAACAGUGGUUGCAAGAACUCCGAAGUGACCCACCCGUUUGGCUACCUGAAGGCGUCAACGAAUCUCACGUGUGUGAAUUUGUUUGUGCUACCAUAUAACUAUCCGGUGCUGCUGCCGCUUCUCGAUGACCUCUUCAAAGUUCAUCGGUGUAAGCCCACUCCGGAGUGGAAGUUGGCUUUCCAGCAGUAUCUAGAUAGGAUGCCUUCUUAUUAUGUCACGCCAUUACGAAGAGCAUUGGCGAAGAUGGGUGCAUCGGCACCGUUGGUCCAAAGUCUGAUCCCUGACACGCAGGACAACUCACUUAGCUUCUCCGUACUGAAUUACCUCAAAAGACUGAAAAACCAAGCUAAAAUAGAAUUUGAGAAGCUGUGUGCGGAUGUCAUUAAUAAGGCUUCUUCGAAUAAUAAUCAAAAGGUGGCCGAAAGCGUCCGCGUGGUGCCGCGCUCGCCGCUCAAGAAGGACCUGACGACGCACCCGUGCCUGCAGGACAAGUUCUCGGCGCUCCGCGACCAGCUCAACGAGUUCGGCGGCUUCGUGGUCGGCCUGUCGCGUGGCCGGAACAAGAACCAGGCGCACACCUAUAGGAACCCUUUUGAUAUACAGCGGAGGGAUCUGUUGGAUCAGGUGGUCCGAAUGCGCGCCAACUUCCUGCAGCCGUCGCUGGCGCACACGCGGCUGGUGGACGAGGACAGCCUGCACUCCAUGCCGGUGGCGCAGAUGGGCAACUACCAGGAGUACCUCAAGCGCAUGACGCCGCAGCUGCGGGAGAUCGAGACGCAGCCUGUGCGGCAACAUAUGUUCGGGAAUCCGUUCAAGAUAGAUAAGCGCAUGAUGGUGGACGAGGCGGACAUCGACGGGCUGGGCGGCGUGCGCGGCGCGGGCGGCGGCGGCGGCUCGGGCGGCAAGCGCGGCGCCGAGUCCCCGCGCUCGGCGCCGCCCAAGCGCAAGGCCGGCCCGCUGCCGCCCGACUUCACCGCGCGCCGCCCCUCCUCCCCCGCGCUGUCGUGCCGCUCGCCGUCCCCCUCGCCCUGCCCCUCGCCCUCGCCCAGCCCCUCGCCGUGCCCCUCCCCCGCGCCCUCCCCGCCCGCCUCGCCCGCGCCGCCGCCCGCCGCGCCGGAGCCGCCGCGCCGCCCCGCCGAGCCGCUGGCGCCCGUGCCCGCCGACCUGCCUUCCGGCCGCCCGCCCGAGGAGCCUCCCCAUCUGGAGCCGGGCGGGCCGGGCGCGCUGCCGGCGCCGUGCGAGCCCCCGCCGCCACUAGCGCCGGCUCCGCCGCUAGCGCCGCCACUAGCGCCGUCCGCCACGCCCGCCGCGCCGCUAGCGCCGCCCAACCUGCCGCCUGUUGUCAAACCCUUCCUCAACGGAGACGCAUACACGACGAUGGGCGGCAAGCUGCCGCGCUCGCCGUCGCCCGAGGCGGCGCCGGUGUCGGUGGCGGCGGCGCCGGCGCACGACUCGCAGGAGCUGCAGAUCAACGCCAUCAUCCAGGGCAUCGCCGCCGGCGCCAACACGCUGGCCCGCCCCAGGAAGCGGCCCAGGAGGAAGGUAGAGAAACCAUCCCCGCCACCUGCGCCACCUCAACCGACUCGGAAAGAGCUCGCAGACAUCAGGAAACACAACCUCACCGUGAGAUCAGAAGUGUAUCGAGCCGUGCGUCGGCCGGGUAGAGAUUUCGCGAAAUUGUUUGAACACUUAAAACAAUUAAAAGGCAGUGUUGAUAUUAAAAAAGAACUAAUACGUGAAGUGAUAAACGAAUCGUUAAGGUUCAAAAGAAAGGCUUUAGCAAAACUAUUGGAAGACUUUUUAGCGGGCCUAGAGAAAAACGGUAACAGUGCUUCGGUUAACAUGAAGAGAUUAACAAAUUCUGUGUAUAGUAACUCCACUAACAACUACAGCUAGUGUUACGUGAAAUUGACGGACGUUCGGGACUUACCAACACGCCGUAAUAAAACUGGAGCAAUAACGUGGGUACUUUAAGACCGGUUAUCGCUGACAAGAUAUUUAUCGACAUCGGAUACUUGGUUAUCGGACAAUGUCGUCGUAUACCGUAAAUGUUUUGCCUUAACACUUUAUAGUGAUAUAAGCAUCAGAACAAAACGCUUACACAGUGAGAAGUAAUAUAAUGUGAUACAUGCAAUAAUAUUUACUUAAAAUGUGUUCUUGUUUAAAUAUCCUAAUGUCUAUACCAAACUUAAUACUUUAGGCGUUCUGUGGUCGUCAAAAUUUAUGAUUCAGAAUGUUCUACAUUGCCGUAUUCUGUGACUUAGUUUUUCUAUCUAUUUGGUACUUAGAAAUACGUGAUCUGAUUACGCAUAAGUGAAAUCGGGGCUCACAAAAAUUAUGAUAUUAAAUAGAUCUAACAGGUCGUAGAAUACAGGCUCUGGAUUGAGAUAUCCUCCAAUCUAUGGACCUCUAGUCGUCCUUUUUAUUUACCUAUUAUUUAUUAUUUUAUAAAAGAUGUCAGUGUUAAUAAAUAUGUAUAGUUGGGUCCCUACGACGACGUUUCCGCCUUUUACCAUUAAUAUCACUAAUCUAUACACUAACUGUCAGUACUUUGGAAGACUUGCCUUGUCUUCCUAAUCUCAUCAGUUAAGUAUGAUGUCCAAAGCAUUUAUUUUAAUUAAUUGCAUUAAAUUUCAUUUUAAACAUGUGUCAGUCUGAGUUUUGAUCAAAUUGGACGAAUUUUAUUGUCAUUUUGUGUUCACAGUAGUUGUAUUGAAAAAGACGGAAUAUGUAAGUUUAAGACGUGAUUCAUUUGUGGAAUCAUUUUAAAAUAAAUACCUUGCAAUAAGUACUUAAUUCGUUUCGUGAAUUUUCACCUCGAACUUAAUACUUCUAUACAUAUAAUGAAAUCCUCUUUUAUUGUGAAUUUUAAAGCACAAAAUGACAUUAAAAUAGUGUUCAGAGAUUUGUAAAAAUAUUGUAUAUAAUAAAUAUAAUGUAUUAUACCAAUGAUAAUAUCUGUGUAGGAUGCUUCAAUGCAUUGGUCAAUUGUAAAGUGUAUAUAUCUUUUUUAAAUAAAUUAUAAUCCUUAUUGGAUUUUUA